CUCCCCCAAACCCCGACCGCCGGCCCGGCGCGCGGCUGCGCCCACCGGUUUCGCGCUGCCGCCGCAGCCGCCACUACCGCCCCGCGUUUCCCCGGCCCGCGGGCCGCCAGGCUAGUGCCCCGACCAGCCUGCCUCGGCCCGCGGCCCCGGUGUCCACCGCCGCGCCGCUCCCGGGCCGGGUGUGGAUGGAGGGCGCCGCGCGCCCUGCCCGCAGCUCGGCGUGACGCGGGCCGGGAGCCCCGCGCCCACCAUGUCCUACCCGCAGGGCUACCUGUACCAAGCGCCCGGCUCGCUGGCGCUCUACUCCUGCCCGGCGUACGGUGCGUCCGCGCUGGCCGCGCCUCGCAGUGAGGAGCUGGCGCGCUCGGCGUCCGGCUCGGCGUUCAGCCCGUACCCGGGCUCGGCGGCCUUCACGGCGCAGGCGGCCACUGGCUUCGGCAGCCCGCUGCAGUACUCGGCCGACGCUGCCGCGGCCGCCGCCGCCGGCUUCCCGUCCUACAUGGGCGCACCCUACGACGCGCACACGACUGGGAUGACCGGCGCCAUCAGCUACCACCCCUAUGGCAGCGCGGCCUACCCAUACCAGCUCAACGACCCGGCAUACCGCAAGAACGCCACGCGGGACGCCACAGCGACGCUCAAGGCCUGGCUGAACGAGCACCGCAAGAACCCGUACCCCACCAAGGGCGAGAAGAUCAUGCUGGCCAUCAUCACCAAGAUGACCCUCACGCAGGUCUCCACCUGGUUCGCCAACGCGCGCCGGCGCCUGAAGAAGGAGAACAAGAUGACGUGGGCCCCGAGAAACAAAAGCGAGGACGAGGAUGAGGAUGAGGGCGACGCUGCUAGGAGCAAGGAGGAGAGUCCCGAGAAGGUGCAGGAGGGCACGGAGACCUCUGCCGAGGACGAAGGGAUCAGCCUGCACGUCGACUCGCUCACGGAUCACUCGUGCUCAGCCGAGUCAGAUGGAGAGAAGCUGCCCUGCCGAGCCGGGGACCCCCUGUGCGAGUCUGGCUCGGAGUGCAAGGACAAGUACGACGAUCUGGAGGACGACGAAGAUGAGGAGGACGAGUGUGAGCGGGACCUGGCGCCGCCCAAGCCUGUGACCUCGUCCCCACUUACAGGCGUAGAGGCGCCGCUGCUGAGCCCCCCGCCCGAUGCCGCGCCCCGCGGCGGCGGCGGCAAGACGCCCCUGGGCAGCCGGACGUCACCUGGUGCACAGCCACCCACCAGCAAGCCCAAGCUGUGGUCGCUGGCCGAGAUCGCCACAUCGGACCUCAAGCAAACGAGCCUGGGCCCGGGCUGCGGGCCACCGGGACUGCCAGCGGCUGCGGCACCCGCCUCCUCGGGCGCACCUCCGGGCGGUUCUCCCUACCCCGCUUCGCCGCUGCUCGGCCGCCACCUCUACUAUACGACGCCCUUCUAUGGCAGCUACACAAACUACGGGAACUUGAACGCAGCGCUGCAGGGCCAGGGCCUCCUGCGGUACAAUGCGGCGGCCUCGGCCCCCGGCGAGACUCUGCACGCAGCGCCUAAGGCGGCCAGCGACGCGGGCAAGGCGGGCGCGCACCCACUGGAGCAGCACUACCGGACCCCCRGCGGUGGCUACGAGCCCAAGAAAGAUGCCAGCGAGGGCUGCACGGUGGUUGGCGCAGGCGUCCAGCCCUACCUAUAGAAGGGCCAGCUCAGCAGUGCAAGUAGGUGUCACAAUUGCUUUGGAAAAAAAAAAAAAAGUCAGCAGGCCAUUCUCUCUUCCCAAGCUCAUAAAUAUACAGAUACAAAAAAGCAGAUCUGUAAAUCUGGACCACAUCUUGUGCCACUGUAAAGAGAAGGAUCCACACAGCACUUGAACCCACAGACUCUGACGAUUGGAACACACUGUUGGAUGUAUGUGAAUUUGUUGGCAUAGUAUAGUUUCCCCGAUGUACGUGUGACUUUUGAAAACAAUCUGUUCUUUUCUCAGGAUAUCUCAAAUUGAUCACUUCAUUGCCACGGUAUAUAUUCUAUAGGUGUGAUAGGAUUUACUGUAAAAUUUAUUUGUAAAAGAUGUACACAGUAGAAAUAAAACGUGAUUGAAGAACUUGAGUACUUCAGAAGUGGAAACAAAUUUGAUAUUUAUUUUUAUAAUGAUAUAAAGCUUCUAGUAAUUUAUGCAAGUUGUAUUGCAAUGAAAUCUAAACUUUUUGUAAAUAAAUUCUGCCUGGUUUUUAUUUGAACAUUGCUGGUUAUACAAUCUUUGUUGGUUGUUUAACACGAAUUCUUUACUAAUUUAUAUCUUUAAUUGUAAAUAAAGACAGACUAGUCUACAAUAA
Molecule: messenger RNA, 2309 nt
Organism: Urocitellus parryii (Arctic ground squirrel)
Lineage: Eukaryota; Metazoa; Chordata; Mammalia; Rodentia; Sciuridae
Gene: Irx2
Product: iroquois homeobox 2
Biological process (GO): regulation of transcription by RNA polymerase II; cell development; neuron differentiation
Cellular component (GO): nucleus
Molecular function (GO): RNA polymerase II cis-regulatory region sequence-specific DNA binding; DNA-binding transcription factor activity, RNA polymerase II-specific
Source: RefSeq, a predicted model, not a curated record